Molecule: messenger RNA, 1111 nt
Organism: Paralichthys olivaceus (Japanese flounder)
Lineage: Eukaryota; Metazoa; Chordata; Actinopteri; Pleuronectiformes; Paralichthyidae
Gene: sdr39u1
Product: short chain dehydrogenase/reductase family 39U, member 1
Source: RefSeq, a predicted model, not a curated record
AGUACGGAGCCCGCGUUGGUCCAAAAAGCGCGGACCACCCCCCCCACAGACAGAUCAGCUCGGUCAGACUGAGACUGAGAAGCUGAACCAUGAGAGUGUUGAUCGGAGGAGGAUCCGGCUUUGUGGGCCGGGAGCUGUCCCGUCUGCUCAGAGACAAAGGUCAUGAGGUCACACUGAUAUCUCGCCAGCCUGGUCCAGGAAAAAUAACAUGGGGUGAGCUGGAGUCUCAUGGCCUCCCACCAUGUGAGGGCGCUGUCAACUUGGCUGGAGAGAAUAUCAUGAACCCACUGAGAUGGUGGAAUGAAAGCUAUAAAAAAGAUUUGUUCUCCAGUCGCAUCGAUACCACCAAAGCUCUGGCUGAAGCGAUAGCUGCCUCGCCCACCCCCCCCCACUCCUGGGUGCUGGUGUCAGGUGUAGCUUGUUACAAACCCAGUCUGACAGGUCAGUAUACAGAAGACAGUGAGUGGACGCCGUUUGACCUCCUCUCCAAACUCGUCAAAGAGUGGGAGGCCGCAGCGCUUCUUCCUGAGACUGCGGCAAAAACCACCAGACAAGUCGUCAUCAGGCCUGGGGCAGUGCUGGGUCGCGAUGGUGGCGCCAUGAAGCAAAUGCUGCUGCCCUUCUGGCUCGGCCUCGGGGGAACUCUGGGGUCAGGAAGACAACCGUUCCCUUGGAUCCACGUCUCGGACCUGGCGGGAAUCAUCGCCCACUCCCUGGAGCCCCUCGCCGACACCCCCCCGCCCUCAACACAGGUGUUCAAUGGAGUCGCACCCGCGCUGAACACCAACUACGAGUUCACUAAGGAACUGGGUCGGCUUCUGAGGCGACCCACCAUUUUUCCUGUACCAGGCUUCGUCAUUAACGGUCUGAUGGGCUCAGAAAGAGCCGUCAUCCUCACGCAGGGACAGAAGGUCGUCCCGCAGAGGACGUUAGAGGCGGGGUUUCAGUACAAGUACCCAGACUUGACGUCAGCCCUGAAGGAGAUUGUUGGGAGUUAAGGGAUUUUGGAAGAUGUACACAAUUAUGUCUAUAAUAAUCCCUUCACGGUUACUGUAUCAUACAUGGACAAAAUAUAAAGAAACUCUGGAUAAAUUAAAUGUGUUGACACAUU